Molecule: messenger RNA, 873 nt
Organism: Huiozyma naganishii CBS 8797
Lineage: Eukaryota; Fungi; Ascomycota; Saccharomycetes; Saccharomycetales; Saccharomycetaceae
Gene: PDL32
Product: putative ADP-ribose 1''-phosphate phosphatase
Exons: 1
Coding region: 1-873 (290 amino acids)
Source: RefSeq, a predicted model, not a curated record
AUGACGAAAGAUACAGUCGUGAUGAAACCGGGUCCGAUUCGUAUCAUUUUGUGCGACUCCAAUGAGAUCGUCCCGUACUUAUGGAAGCGCUUCAUCCCGCAGGCUGUUCCGAAGAACGACAAGAUACUGUGUAUCCACCAUGGGUACCUCGAAUCCUUGAUGGAGAAUAUACGUACCGGUAACGAUAAACAUGCAUGCAAACAGUACGCUAUAGUAUCGCCUGGGAAUUGCUUUGGAUACUUGGGUGGUGGGUUCGAUCUCGCUCUACGACGGUAUUUCGGCGGGAUCCCCUUUGAAAAGUGGUUCAGAGAGCAGUUAGGCGGUAGGUACCAUACAGUCGGGUCGGCCACUGUGGUGGAUCUCUUGAACUGCCCACUCACUCGUACACAACAACAGCGAGAUGGGAUGAGAUACAUUAUUCAUUGCCCUACUGUGGUAGCACCAACGAAGCCUGUCUUCGACUCUAGAGCUCCACUAGACACAGGAUACAAGCCUGUCUUCAAUGCCAUGUGGAACGCAUUAAUGCAUGCACCAAAAGAUAUAGAUGGUUUGAUUAUCCCCGGCUUAUGUACCGGGUAUGCCGGUGUUCCACCUGCCAUUAGCUGUAAGAGCAUGGCGUUUGCGUUGAGGUUAUACCUGUUGGGCAACCUAAUUUCAAAGGACCUUCGAAACGUUAUCAUAAUGUACUACCUUGGUUACCCAUACGAGCCAUUCUUCCCUGAUUCCUGUAGAGAGGAGUGUGCUCUGCUGGGAAUUGAUGUGGACACUUUGAUGAAAUUUGAUGUACAGUCGGGUUCUCUAGAGGAUAUAUUGCCAACAUAUCUGGAACAGGAGGGAGAAAAGCUCCAAAGAAUCAGGCGUCCUAGCAUAUGA